CGAAAACGACAUCUGGCAUUGCUCUGCUAACACAGUCUCAUCUUCCACCCAAAUCCAAAAAGACAGAACACACAACAGAUCGAAAUACCAUAGCGUAAGGAACAACAAUCCCACAACUCAGUUCACAUUCUUUCACCAAUUCCCGAAAAUCUCUCAUUGGAAUCUCCACCAAAGAAAAAAAAUAUGGACGACAAAACUCAGUCCGAGAGUAAGCAAAACGACGACAAGGACGUUGCGCCAGAAUCACAACCGCCAAAACCGUCGUCGGGAGGGUGGGGCUUUAUGCAGUUCUCGUUUCUCUCCGAUCUUCAGAAAGCUGCCGCUGUUGCCGCCGAAGAGAUCUCUCGCAAUGCUGCUGUAGUUGCACAGACAGCAUCUAAGGGCAUUGCGGAGUUGCAAAAUGAAGCUGAAGAUUCAGAAUCUUCCAAAGAGGAUGAAGGGACUGAAGAUUCUGCAGCUGAGAAGGAAAGUGACAAUGAGGAUACCAAACUGCGAAAAUCUGCUCUGGACAGAUUGGAGAAAGCUAGUGAAGAUUCACUACUUAGCCAGGGUUUGAAAGCUUUUGAUAGCUCUGUGGAGAAUUUUGCAUCUGGAGCUUGGAGUGCUUUAGGAAAUGCUUGGAGAGGGAGCACUGAUUUUGUUCAGCGGCUCGAAAAUUCUGCUGCAAACCUUUCAGGGUCUUCACAGCAUGAUGGGCCAGGAGCUGCAGGUUCUAAUGCAUCUUCUCUGUUAGAGACAGGAAGAGCUUUUACUGCAAAGGGAAUGCAAGUGCUUGAAUAUGUUAGUAAGGAGACAAUGGACCUAUUAAUCAAUGAAACUGGAAUUGAGGUUGAGAAGGAUAAAAAACCAGGUGAAGAACAAAAUGACGAGGAUCAAUUAUCAGAGGAAGUGACUUUUGAUCGAUGCUUUUACAUUUAUGGAGGUCCAGAGCAAUUGGAGGAACUGGAGGCUUUGUCUAGUCAUUAUGCCAUGCUAUUUAACCGAAGAAAAGUUAAGUUGUCAGCUGAACAUAAGUCUAUAUAUGAUGGGAAGCUUAAAGAGGUCCAACAAAUUUUUAAUUUGAGUGCUGAAAUUGAUAGCAAUAAUAGUGAUUCAAACAAAGGCAAGACGAUAAAGAGAGGAAAUGAAGGAAGCAGUGAUGAGAUGAAGAACUUACACGAUUCAAGUGUUGGCAAGGCUGCUGAAAUGGCCGCAGGUUUCACUAAUACCUUAACUGGUCUAGCUGCUAAUGAUGUAGUUCUGAGAACUACUGCAAGAUUGGAAUCACUUCAUUCUGAGGGAGUUCAUAGACUGUCUGAAAUGUGCUGUUUUGCUGUGUCCCAACUUCUAGUGUUUGGAAAAUCCAUCAUUUCUCGUGCCAAUAAGACUGAGGAUGAAGCAGAUGAUGAUAAGGCACACAUUGAGUGGCCGGAAGACGUUACUGCAAAAGCGAAUAUCAUAAGAGUAAAUGCCCAAACAAUGAUAGGAUAUGUGGAAGCAGUUUCUAACAGUUUUAUUACAGGCAUAUCUGAUGUAGCGGAGGCCUAUCAAGCUGCCAUUAAAGCUGUUACUUCUGAGUCUCAGUCAGUUGUUCCCCACGCAUCAUCAGUUCAGGAAAAAGCCAAUGCCUUCUCGGAGAACCUUCGAGCUGAUCAAACCACAGCGGUAUGCAAAAUCCAGGAAGGAAUGCAAUUUUUAGCUCACGUUCUCAUUUCAACCUCAAUGAAUGCUGCUUGAACACUUAUAUACGUUCCUAUUUGUAAAUAGUCACAGAAUAAUUAUAAAAAUGGUACUCCACUCAACUAUGCUAUAGUUUAAGUCGGUUUUAGACUUAGUGACUGGGGCAAGUUUGUCCUGAUAAAUUGAUUCUUGCAACCGAUUUAUUCUUUAAUUCCUCAAUUCAGUCUAUCAUAUAUGAAGAGAUUUUAGAUA
Vigna angularis (adzuki bean) is the source of this 1911-nucleotide messenger RNA. RefSeq lists its product as uncharacterized. The record is from RefSeq and is a predicted model, not a curated record. Lineage: Eukaryota; Viridiplantae; Streptophyta; Magnoliopsida; Fabales; Fabaceae. Bases 184 to 1716 code for a protein of 510 amino acids. The transcript is spliced from 9 exons.